AUUGAUGGGUAUGAAUGUCUCUGCGCGCGAGGAUUUGGCGGUGUUAACUGUGAUGAACCUCUAUCACAAUGCGGAAGCAAUCCUUGUAAAAACUCUGCUCAAUGUAUCGAAGUUCCCGGAUCUUUUGAAUGUAAAUGUGCAAAUGGUUGGACCGGACGAUUCUGCGAGGUGAACCGAGAUGAUUGCUCUGCACAAACCUGUAAGAACGCUGGAAUAUGUCGAGAUAAUGUUGAUGGCUUCACAUGUGAAUGUGUGGCUGGGUAUAAGGGAGAUCAUUGUGAGGUCGAUAUUGAUGAAUGUGCUAGUGAUCCUUGUGGACAUUAUGGAACGUAA
Messenger RNA from Paramuricea clavata, 333 nucleotides. The record is from the annotation of a GenBank genome assembly. NCBI's taxonomy places the organism in Eukaryota, Metazoa, Cnidaria, Anthozoa, Malacalcyonacea, Plexauridae.